CGCCCGGGCGCCGCGUCUAGUGGCUGUCUAUGAGUUUUGAAUUUUGAAUUUGGAACGCGUACUAUUCAUGUUGAACUUGGCUGGAUGCGUUUGUGACUUUAGUCUUUAGUGAAAAAAAAAAAAAAACUUGACAUUUCAAUAACACACGCGGGAUCAUUAGUAAGAUAUUCUGUUGAGUGAUUUGUGAUUCUGUACUGAAGUGUUUUUUGAACAUCGGAUAUUAUGUGAUGAUAACAACGCUAUUCAAAGACUGGAAAGUUUAAAGUCAUCAUAUGGCUCCACACUUUCAAUACAUAAAAACAAAAUGGAAGAUAAUAUAAAACAUAGAGAUAUGAAGGAACCUGAUAGUAAUGCUACAAAAGACUCUAUAUACAAUGCGACCAGGACAAAGGUUACGAGUCGAAGUUCGAAUACAUUGUUCAUUUUGUUGAGGACAGUGCAAAGUUCAAUGGUAGUGAGCAAGCAAUGGAUGGUGUGUUUAAUAUUAUUUACGUGUGUGAGUGCGAAGGAGCAGAAAUUUGCUCUGGAACCGCAGGAUCAGAGUGCGGUAGUGGGUUCGCGUGUAAUCCUGCCAUGCCGUGUCGUGAACAAGGUCGGUCAGUUGCAAUGGACCAAAGAUGACUUCGGUCUCGGCACGCAUAGACACCUCUCUGGCUACGAACGGUACAAAAUGAUUGGGAGUGACGAAGAAGGAGAUUAUUCAUUGGACAUAAGAGACGUGCUAUUGGAUGAUGACGCUAUGUACCAGUGCCAAGUUAGCACCGGGCCCAAAGGUGAAGCAGCCAUCAGAUCAAGAUAUGCCCGUCUAUCAGUAUUGGUGCCACCGGAAUCUCCGAAAAUCCUGAAAGGGCCCAUGCUGCAAGCGGUGGAAGAUAGGGAUGUGGAUUUGGAGUGCGUGUCCGUUGGUGGUAAACCAGCUGCUGAGAUAACAUGGGUGGAUAGUGAGGGUAACGUGUUGACGCAGGGGGUGACGUAUACCGUGGAAGCAAUGUCAGAUGGACGUCGGUAUACCGCAAGGUCAAUCCUGCGUCUUCGUCCAAGGAAGCAACAUCACAACCAGACGUUUGUGUGCCAGGCUCAGAAUACAGCUGACCGCGCUUAUAAAGCAGCUACCAUCAAACUUAAGGUACACUAUGCACCGCGUGUUCGAAUAUACGUAAAAGCUGGAUCAACCAACGGCAGGAUUCAUGAAGGAGAUGCAGUUAUAUUAGGAUGUCAAGCGACAGCCAACCCUAAUAAUUUGACAUUCACAUGGUACGUGAACAGUGAACGAGUCGUAAACACAAAUAACAACGAAUUGGUGAUAUCGAAUGUAACGAGAACGUAUAACGGAGUCACGAUAAAGUGCGAAGUGUACAAUGAAGUGGGAAAGAGUGCUGAUACAAAGGCUUUGGAGGUGGCAUAUGGUCCGACAUUUAGAAUAAAACCACAGAAUGUAGAAGGCGAAUCCGGUUCGUCCGCUACCCUGAGCUGUAUCGCCGAUGGUCAUCCGCAGCCUAAAAUGCUUUGGUUACGAUACGAACGGGACAGAGUUAUUAUCGUAGGAAAAUCGUCAAACCUAUCGUUGACAAUAACGAAACAGUCAGCAGGGCAAUACUGGUGUCGAGCUAGUAUAGAUGGCAGGAAAGAUAUCGAGGCGGCCGCUAUGGUUUAUGUUAAAGGACCCCCAAAAAUAACAUCCAAUCAGACGCAAUACGGGAUAGAGGGAGACAGCGUGAGGAUAGAAUGUAUAUCUUUCUCUGUCCCCAAGCCCGAUCUUGUUAUAUGGGCAUAUGAAGGGAAUGAAAUUAAUUCUUUUCAUAACCAAGAAUACGUAUUCUUAGAAGAAACCUUAGCAGAUAGAUUGACAAAAUCAACACUCAUAAUAAGGGAUAGUCAAGCCAGACAUUUCGGCUCAUACAAUUGUACGGUCAGCAAUGCGUACGGCGUGGACAGUAUGCAAAUAAAUCUGUUGGCAGAUAAAUCAUCAUCGCUCAUAAUCAUAAUAGGUGGUGCGUCAUUACUAACCGUCAUAGUAUUAAUAAUAAUGUUCAUUGUUAUGCUAUGUCAUCGCAAAAGUAACAAAUGCGAUGUCAAGAAGCCAGAUAUAACCGACAUUAACAAGGGUUGCCAGUAUAAGGAGAGCGAUCGGAAUUCUAACAUAAGCGAUUUGAAAUUGGAAUUGCGUCAAAUUGAGGGUAGCUGUGAAAUGGACGUUUCCAACGAAUCGGAAACAGACCUCCGUUCCACGUUACACCUAACAACCAAUUUGGGUUUACCGCUCGCGGGCCCCGUACCGCUACCAGAGUCCGCACUCGACAGCGAGAUGAUGAAACAAUACCAGCGGUAUAGCGGGGAAUUUACGAUGAACAGCUUGCAAUUCGCGUCCCAAAAUCAAAACGGGUAUGUACCCUACGUCGACUACGCGCGUGACUACGCUCCCCCCGCGGAUUCCAACACUGGCUCCCUCUCAAGGAGUACCGAUAUAUCCACGUACCAGAGUCACUGUGGGUCCCUGCACAGACAGCAGAGCUGCGGCCGACUUACUGGGAUGGUGGGACCGGAUUUGAUACCAAUGUCCAAUUCCGGAGUGCUAAUGUCAGGUGUGGAUGUAAGGUAUGCGGCGACAUACGGCAAUCCGUAUUUAACUGGCAGCGGACCUCUUGCAUACCCACCACAACCAAACACCUCAUCCAAAAAUGCACCGCCGCCCUAUUAUACGUUGAAGAGUAUUCAUCAUCAAACCGCAGGUAUGACGUCACCACCGCCAUGCCCAUCGUCAUCUCGAAGUGCUUCUAGUCCCCAAGGCACAUCGGCUCAACCUCAGGCAGCGAAAAUAAACCAGACGGCCCUUUAUAUUUUGCCGCCGACAAGCCAAGGUUUGCAGACUUCAAAAUUAUCUAAAGGUACUGGCACGAUAACAAAUGGAACUCACGUUUGAUCUCAGUUUUGACAAACUUUUAAAUUAGGUUAAUACACCUGGUUGCAAACAAAAAUGGUACAAUCAUGGGAUUUUAAAUUUAACUACAAUUAUAUGUUCCGGCGGAAAAUGUGAAUUUAAUAUGAAUAUUGAAGGCCUAAAAUUUUUAAAGCUUUAAAAUAGAUGUCAAAGAAUGUAAUAUUAAGUAGCUUAAAGAGUUUUAUAAUUUGAUUUAGAUGAUAUUUAAUGUAAAUAUUAAAAUAGGUGUGAAGUUUGUAAACAUUAUAUGUGUCUUACAAUAUGUUU
This is a messenger RNA of Zerene cesonia (dogface butterfly), 3205 nucleotides long. RefSeq names its product irregular chiasm C-roughest protein-like. Gene Ontology annotation, cellular component: cell-cell junction. The transcript is spliced from 22 exons. The coding region runs from base 305 to 2920 and encodes 871 amino acids. Gene Ontology annotation, molecular function: cell adhesion molecule binding. The record is from RefSeq and is a predicted model, not a curated record. Gene Ontology annotation, biological process: cell-cell adhesion. Lineage: Eukaryota; Metazoa; Arthropoda; Insecta; Lepidoptera; Pieridae.